Messenger RNA from Diceros bicornis minor, 4754 nucleotides. RefSeq names its product nucleolar protein 10 (gene NOL10). Gene Ontology annotation, biological process: maturation of SSU-rRNA from tricistronic rRNA transcript (SSU-rRNA, 5.8S rRNA, LSU-rRNA). The transcript is spliced from 21 exons. Lineage: Eukaryota; Metazoa; Chordata; Mammalia; Perissodactyla; Rhinocerotidae. The record is from RefSeq and is a predicted model, not a curated record. Gene Ontology annotation, molecular function: protein binding. Gene Ontology annotation, cellular component: nucleus; small-subunit processome; nucleolus. Bases 91 to 2157 code for a protein of 688 amino acids.
GCCGGGGAGGCCCGGAGGUUUUGAGGCUACCGUGCGCCGCGCGGAGAGGGGAGCGGACUGGAGCAGGGGUAGUCGCUUCUCGGCGCCGCCAUGCAGGUCUCUAGCCUCAACGAGGUGAAGAUUUACAGUCUCAGCUGCGGCAAGUCUCUUCCCGAGUGGCUUUCUGACAGGAAGAAGAGAGCACUACAGAAGAAAAAUGUUGAUGUCCGUAGGAGAAUUGAACUUAUUCAGGAUUUUGAAAUGCCUACUGUUUGUACCACUAUUAAGGUGUCAAAAGAUGGACAGUAUAUUUUAGCAACAGGAACAUAUAAACCUCGGGUUCGAUGUUAUGACACCUAUCAGUUGUCCCUGAAGUUUGAAAGGUGUCUCGAUUCAGAAGUUGUCACCUUUGAAACUUUGUCUGAUGACUAUUCAAAGAUUGUCUUUUUACAUAAUGAUAGAUACAUUGAAUUUCAUUCACAAUCAGGUUUUUACUAUAAAACCAGAAUACCAAAGUUCGGGAGAGAUUUCUCUUACCAUUAUCCGUCCUGUGACUUGUACUUCGUUGGCGCAAGCUCUGAAGUUUAUAGAUUAAACUUAGAACAAGGACGGUACCUGAAUCCUCUGCAAACUGAUGCUGCGGAGAAUAAUGUUUGUGACAUCAAUUCAGUGCAUGGCUUGUUUGCCACAGGAACAAUAGAGGGUCGAGUGGAGUGUUGGGACCCAAGAACUCGAAACAGAGUAGGCCUGUUAGACUGUGCGUUAAGUAGUGUCACAGCCGAUUCAGAGAUAAACAGUUUACCCACAAUCUCUGCUUUGAAAUUUAAUGGUGCCUUGACCAUGGCCGUUGGAACAUCCACAGGGCAGGUUUUGUUAUAUGAUCUUCGAUCUGAUAAGCCAUUGCUAGUUAAGGAUCACCAAUAUGGGCUGCCCAUUAAGACAGUUCAUUUCCAGGAUUCAUUAGAUUUGAUUUUGUCAGCAGACUCUCGAAUUAUCAAAAUGUGGAAUAAGAACUCAGGAAAAAUAUUUACUUCGUUGGAGCCAGAACAUGACAUUAAUGAUGUCUGCCUCUAUCCCAGCUCAGGAAUGCUUCUCACUGCCAAUGAAACCCCCAAGAUGGGUAUCUAUUACAUUCCGGUUUUGGGUCCUGCUCCCAGAUGGUGUUCCUUCUUAGACAACUUGACAGAAGAAUUAGAAGAGAAUCCAGAAAGCACAGUUUAUGAUGAUUACAAAUUUGUCACCAAGAAAGACCUUGAAAAUUUAGGGCUCACACAUCUCAUUGGAUCACCUUUUCUCCGGGCCUAUAUGCAUGGAUUUUUCAUGGAUAUAAGACUCUAUCACAAGGUGAAAUUGAUGGUGAAUCCAUUUGCUUAUGAAGAAUAUAGAAAGGAUAAGAUCCGACAGAAGAUAGAAGAAACACGUGCACAGAGAGUCCAAUUAAAGAAAUUGCCAAAAGUUAACAAAGAGCUGGCACUUAAAUUAAUUGAGGAAGAGGAGGAGAAGCAAAAAUCUACAUGGAAAAAGAAAGUUAAGAGCCUUCCUAAUAUUCUCACCGACGAUCGAUUUAAAGUUAUGUUUGAGAACCCUGACUUCCAAGUAGACGAAGAAAGUGAAGAAUUUAGGCUUUUGAAUCCACUUGUUUCAAAAAUUAGUGAAAAAAGGAAGAAGAAACUAAGACUCUUAGAGCAACAGGAACUUCAUGAAAAAGAAGAGGAGGAAGAACCGGAAGGAAAACCAAGUGAUGCUGAAAGUUCUGAGAGUUCAGAUGAUGAAAAGGCCUGGGUUGAAGAGGUCAGGAAACAGCGCAGACUUCUCCAGCAGGAGGAAAAAGUGAAGCGGCAGGAGCGACUCAAGGAGGACCAGCAGACAGUCCUCAAGCCCCAGUUUUAUGAGAUCAAAGCAGGAGAAGAAUUCAGAAGCUUCAAAGAUUCUGCCACGAAGCAGAAGCUGAUGAAUAAAACUCUUGAAGAUCGUUUGAAACUUGAAGCGAAAAAUGGGACAUUGAGCGUAUCAGACACCACGGUUGGCAGCAAACAAUUGACAUUCACAUUAAAGAGGUCUGAACAGCAGAAGAAGCAACAGGAGGCGGAGAAACUGCACCGACAAGAGAGGAAAACCCUCCGUCGUUCAGCUGGUAACCUGAAGUCAAGACACAGGAGGGGCCGGCCGUUUCAUUGAAUCUGGAAGUGAUCCUGCAUUUGAUUUGGAAGGAGCACGUCUCCCCCAGAUCGGUCAUCAUGAGAGGACAUUAUGCACAGACAGGGGAACACACAUUUUAGAAGUUCCGUGUAAACUCCUGAUAUACCUACAGAGGUAAAGAUUUGACAACUUAUCCCUAUACCUAUACCUUGUGGGUCACACUUUGAAACUGGGCCCCCCCAUGGGUCAGUGCAUCGCUCCCAGGGUGCUUUUUGUAAGUUGUUGCUCCCCAUAAACAUUGUCCUUUUUCCCCUGGGUUUAAUCAAGUAAACCAGGUUUUUGCUUUUUAACAUUGUGAAAUGUGUACCAUGUAAAUGGGAGGUUAUCCUGUGUUAAAAACCAAGAUUGAUCAUGUUUUAGGAACUUUUUUUCUUGCAAUGCCUGCUGCCAUUCACGACUCAACCACCCAGAAAUAUCAUUCCUGCCUUACCUAACGCGCAGGUGUUGGUCGUCUUUGUGUUUAUAAGUGUAUGUUGGUAGAUUUGUUGCUUGUUUAUGUGUUAGUUUGGGAAUUUUUAAAAAAUAUUUUUAUACCUAGAGAAUAUAAUUUAAUGGUAAUAACAACCUUAAACAAGAAAUAGAAGCUACUGGUUAUUCUUUUAACUUGGCACAAGAUUAAAUACAGAUUUUUUUCUGUUUCUUAAGUGCAGUUAGAGAUAAAAACAUUUAUAAAAAUAAAUACUUUCAUUUGAACAGGUUUUUUGAGAAAGACACAUUCCUUGGGUUAACUUGAAAAUUAGGUUUGGUUUCCUUAGUUUUUCAAGUAUUAAUGUGAUUUUGGAGGCGCGUUUCUUUAUGUAUAGCUGGAAUAGUAUCUCUUUGGACCGUAGAUGAUAGAAUCUGACUUGAAAUGCCGUAGGCAGAAAGGCAGAGUGAAUUAGUUAACAUGCACAGGCUGUAGCACCUGUAGCUGGUACAGGUGCCUCGGGGACACCUGGGUCUGGGCUCCAGGUUUAGUCAGGUCUCUCUCCCUCUCCUUUUCCUCCUCCUUUCUCAACACUCUUCCUGAUGUCUGCAGUCUCCCCUUCUCUCUUUCCUUGAUGUCUUUCCCUCCCCUCGUCGUGUAUCUGCACUCUUCUCUGCAGACUGGUUCACUCCCCCAGGCAGAGAACAGUGGGUCAUAUGUCCACUUCUGUGGUCUGAGAGAUGGAGUCUGUUUCCAGAAUAAGUGUGUGUGCGCUCGUGUGUGUGCUCACGUGUGUGUGCAUGUGGGCACACACGGUCACCAGAGAGACUCUUGUUACCUAGGUGGCCAACCCAACUUGUGUUGUGGCUCCAGAGGGUCCUCCACCUAUUUCAGUCCCUGGUGCCAGCUGCUUUUCAUCCCACUGACUCCUCUUCAUGAACCUUCUCUUCCCAAAGGAGGGGGCUUCAGCUUUCCUGUGGCUUUCUCUUCUCUAUUUCCCACAUUGCUUCCUUAGAGAUGAAAGUUUCAGAAGUUGUUAAAGAAGGACACUGCUGGCUGGAGUUUUUCCCCGGGGCUUGAGUGGUUGUGCUCCAAACCUGUCUCCUGGGGUCAGGUGCUUCCACACCUCUACCUGCCUUCCCAGGCCUCUUUUCUUUCCUUCUUUGGGGGUUCUCCCUGUGGUGUGGGAGCCAGUAUGCCAUGGUGUUAAAUCCCAGAGCAGCGCUGCAAGCUAGCAGCAGAGUUCAUUUGCUCUGUGAAACGGAGGCUCAUCUAAGACUGGGCUUCAGAGCAUCACCAGGUUGGGGAGGAUGGUAGGAUCCAUUCUGGACCCUGGGACACUGGCACGGAGCCAGCUUGACCCGGGUUGAGUCCCAGCCCUGUUGCCUACCAGUUCUGUAUCCUUUGACUAUUUAUUUAACCUGUUUGAGUCUUGUUUUCUCCUUUAAAAUGAGCCUAAUACUUGGUUUCUGUGAGAAUUGAAUGAGAUACUUACGUCAGGUGAGCAUCUAGCACAAUGUGAGCCUCUUGAGUCCUUGAUAAAGCUGCUCUCUCGCCAGCCACCAUUCCCUCACCUCUGCACACACACCCCUCUAAACCCAACAUGUUUCUUAAUAUUGAGGUUUCUCUAGAGCAGAGGUGCCCCUCAGCUUUUGUUCUGGGGGAUUCCUGAAAGGGCACAUGGAGGGCCUGAACUGAAUCUGUGAAGAACAUUCAAGAAAGACUUGCUGAAUAGAUAGUUGCACGAAGACUUCCUCCAGGGUAUUCUUUAUCCCUAUUGAUCCCUUAAAAUAGCCCCGCCUCUUAAGGGUUGAGAUUCCUGAAGUACCUGCUACAAUCCUUACAUUCCUUUGAAGUCUCCUGUUUUAAAAAUGUUAGACAAGUAUCAUACCCUGUAAUUAUUCUGUGUUUGUGGUAGAUUACUUACUGGCCCUAGGACAUGGCUGUGUUUCUCCUGGGUCUCCUCCAGGAAAGUGUGUACAGGGUAUUCAUGAGCCAGGCGCAGCCUAAAGAUGUGGUUUUUACAUCAGGACCAUCGUGGGGGGUGGGGGGGGGGUCACUGAGUUACCACUUCUCCCCUAAUUCUGCUCCAGAUCCCCCUCAUUCUCUGAUAUCCCUGACCUGUUGCUCAAAUAUUUUUUUUUGCUAUUAAAAAAAAUUGUUUUCGGCA